Messenger RNA from Cuscuta campestris, 1858 nucleotides. The record is from the annotation of a GenBank genome assembly. Lineage: Eukaryota; Viridiplantae; Streptophyta; Magnoliopsida; Solanales; Convolvulaceae.
GAAAUAGCAUUACCAAAGCAAAAUGGAAGGUGUGGAGGUGGUCUUCAUACCGUCCCCUAUAAUGGGCCACAUCGUUUCCACCGUCGAAAUGGCAAAGCUCCUCCUACGGAAACGCCGCCGCCGUGACGAUCUCUCCAUCUCCGUCUUGAUCAUGAAGUCCCCCUUCGACUCCAAAGUUGCCUCUUACGUCGAAUCUCUUCUCGCCGCCGGCCCCUCUUCUAGAUUGAAGUUCGUGCCACUCUCAGCUCCGGCGAUGGCUGAGCCCACCAAAAAGAACACCUUCUACCUCUCCUUGUUCGAAUCUCACAAGCAGAGCGCCAGAGAUUGGAUUAACGAAUUCCAGACGAGUGGCUCCGCCAAGCUCGCCGCCGCCGUUGUGGAUAGUUUCUGCCUGACCAUGAUGGACGUCGCCGGCGAGUUCGGGAUUCCGUGCUACGUGUACUGCACCUCCGGCGCCGCCUUCCUCGGCCUCCAGCUCCACCUGCAGAGCCUCAGAGACAACUGCGGCAUAGACGUCACGGAGUUCAAAGAUUCAGAUCCGGAUCUGAAAGUGUGCACUUAUUCUAAAACUUUUCCGGUCAAGCUUCUGCCGGGAAUUAUAUUUGACAAGGCCGGCGGGGGAUCGGACAUGAUUUUGGAUAUUGGGAAACUAAUCCGAACGGCGAGGGGCAUAAUCGUGAACACGUUCUCCGAGCUUGAGGAACACGCGCUCGACUCUUUGUCAAAACAGGAGACGGCGCUCCCGCCCCGGUACCCGGUGGGACCCGUUCUGAACCUGCAAAGCGAUAAGAUCGGAGAAUCCGAUGAGAUUUUCCAAUGGCUCGACAACCAACAGGAAUCCUCCGUCGUCUUCCUCUGCUUCGGAAGCGGCGGAAGCUUCCCAGAGCCGCAAGUCAAGGAGAUCGCUCUCGCGCUCGAGCGCAGCGGCCACCGGUUCCUGUGGGCCCUGAGGCGUCCUCCGCCCAAAGGAUAUUUCUACCCGGGAGACUACAGCAGCCUCGAGGAGGUCCUGACGGAAGGAUUCUCGGAGAGGACAAAAUCGACCGGGAAAGUGAUCGGAUGGGCGCCUCAGGCCGCCGUGCUGGCCCACCCCGCCGUGGGGGGAUUUGUGUCACACUGCGGUUGGAAUUCAACCCUUGAGAGCGUCUGGUUCGGGGUUCCAAUGGCGACUUGGCCGAUUUACGCGGAGCAGCAGGCGAACGCGUUCCAAAUUGUGACGGAGAUGGGAACGGGAGUGGAAGUCAAGAUGGACUACAGAGGAUCAUUAAUGGCGAAUCGGGAUGAGUUCCCGGAAAAGGUGGACGCGGAGACGAUAGAAGCGGGGAUCAGGAAGCUGAUGGACGACGGCCCAGCUGCGGCGGCGGCGAGGAAGAAGGCAAAAGAGCUGAAAGAGAAGAGCAGAGAGGCGUUGGAGGAGGGCGGGUCGUCCUUCAAAUUUCUCGAAGCUUUCUUUGAUCAAGUCUUUAAAACAACUUGAAUUGAAGCCGUAGUAAAGAAUCUGCAUGUUCCGAUCCCACCAUUGUCGUCUUCUUUAUAUACCCACGUUUGUUGUUUCCAAAAAAAAAAAGGAAUAUGAGAUGUGUUCUUAGAGCAACUCCAACGAGAGCUGCAAACACUAUUAGAUGUUUAAAUAGUUCUUUAGCUUUUCACUUUUUCUAAGCAACUCCAACCAUGUAGUCUAAAUUUUAAACUUUUAUUAUAUUUAAUAUUUAUAUCUUUACUUUAUGGUGUAAAGAGUCAAAUCUCCUCCACUUGUUUCUUUUUCUUUUGUUCUCUCUCCUCUGGCAACUUAAUAUUUUAUUAUUUUUUAGAUUUAGCUCAUGAAUAGUUAUCUGCUAAAUAAAGCUGGUGGGACUUC